ACCACCCCCACCCCCACCCCCACCCCCCAUACCAAGCAGUAUGUCUUCGUCGACGAGUACAACCGCCACAAGCGCCUGAAGGUGAUGCGCGCCUGCGAUGGUUGUCGCAAACGUAAAAUCCGCUGCGAUGGAGCGCUGCAGAACGGUCCGUGGCCAUGUGGCGCCUGCGUCCGACUCAAGCUCAAGUGCAUCCCGCCCACGCUGGACCACGACAGCGACCAGCAGCAGUCCGCCGACGCUGCUGCAGCCCAGCAGACAUUCUCAUUUCAAAACACCCCCUUUUCUGUGGCCACUCCGCUAGACACGACCAAAUCAGGCCCCCACGCCAAUGCCGCUUCGUCGCAGCCACACAUGCAGACUCCUGGAGCACAUUCCAUAGGCCCGAACUAUCCUCGAGAGGACUACUUUCCCGGCGCUCCUCCUCCGCCUGCUCACUAUCAACAAGCUCCGCACCAGUCGACUUUCGUGCGCUCGCAGACCGAAGAUUCGCGCAGCUCGAGCGGUGAUCCGCAAGAUAUCGAGGCAGGAGUGCGCGAGCUUUCUGAGCACAUGGGAGACCUCAAAAUUGACAUCACCUCAGCAGCACCUUAUAUUACUAAGAAACAUCUGGCAUCAGAUGCUCCAGCAGUCGAAGAGGCAGAAGUCAUCCUCCCUGCCUCCGUCAUGACGGAUUCCAUGGUGCGCAUUCCUCCGGAAAUGAUGCCCUCAGAUGACCGAGCGAUGGUCUACUUCGGCUACUACUUUGAUCAUAUUCAUCCCUACUGCGCUGUGCUGAAUCGAGCCCAAUUCUACGAACAAUGGCGCACCAACAGAAAAAGCAUUUCGCCGCUCCUGCUUGAGGCUAUAUUUGCUUGUGUCGCGAGGUAUCUCGAAGAUCCCAUUGAAUCGCGAAAGUGGCUGGCUCUUGCUGCGAGACACGAAGAGAGCUUCAAAGACGUCCCACGACUCGACACCAUACAGGCAUUGGUAAUUCUGAUGAAAGCGCGAGAAAGCAUCGCCAAGCGAGGUUAUUACUAUCGUUCAUGGAUGACUGUCAGAUACAUGGUGACGAUGGCCAUUGAUCUUGACUUGCAUGAACAUCACGAUCAACACGCGAGCGGAAAUGGAUGUUCUUUGCCCAAGACUGAAUGCAUGUUGAGGACACGAAUAUGGCAGACGCUAUUCAUGCACGAAAUCCUGGUGGGUGCUCCGCUGGGCAGGAGUGACUUCCAGGUGGACAUUGGAUCGGUAACCUACGACUUACCCCUACCUUCUAACGAAGUCAACGCUUUUGAGCACAUGUCUUCCAGGCGGACCACCAUCUUUGCGCAGGCCGUAAGGAACAUCAAGGAAUCGAACAACAUUUGGCAAGACAGGAAACGACACAACAAGGAUUGGGCCCUCGAUCCGGACUUUGUGCGGCAUAACGAAGACCUGCCGCAAUGGCUGAAGACCAUUCCGAGUGAUUUCCAGCUUCAAUAUCCAGAAGAUGGAAGCCCUCCUUGGCUGGGAGGCGACCACUAUGUGGCUAAUAUCCAUGUCUACCACCAUCUCGUGAUCAUCAUGCACCAUCGACCACAACUGCAAGCACGACUUGAGAAGGGCGAUAUGGGCUGGAAAGACCUGCUGGACAUUUGUCUUUCGAGCGCGUCCCAGAUGUGUCGCGUGCAAGAGGCCUUGUAUCGCGAUUUUGGCUUCCACGGCCUGCAGUUCAUGAAUCGAGGCGUCAACUUUACGAUUUACUGCGUCCUGACUUGCAUGAUGCUUCACUUGGCAGCGAUUACAUGUCCAGAUCCUGUGCUAAACACACAGGCGAGAAUUUACUUCACCAGACACAUGCGGGUCCUGGAGCAUUGCAUACCCUCAGCUAACGCGGAAAUGCAAGCCCAGAUCAACGCUUUGCGUGAAGCAUUUAGUGCGGACAUCAGUCAGCCUUUCGAGCUGAAGGCUACGCUCGGCCUACGCAGUCCCACCAUGCAGAGCCAUCCUACACCC
This is a messenger RNA of Pseudocercospora fijiensis CIRAD86, 1974 nucleotides long. RefSeq lists its product as uncharacterized. Gene Ontology annotation, molecular function: DNA-binding transcription factor activity, RNA polymerase II-specific; zinc ion binding; DNA binding. The transcript has 3 exons. Gene Ontology annotation, biological process: DNA-templated transcription; regulation of DNA-templated transcription. The annotation marks the transcript as partial. NCBI's taxonomy places the organism in Eukaryota, Fungi, Ascomycota, Dothideomycetes, Mycosphaerellales, Mycosphaerellaceae. The record is from RefSeq and is a predicted model, not a curated record.